AUGGGAACAGAAGAUGACGACUAUGGAAAGAAGGUUCACGAAUCCAUUAGUAAACUGAUAGAAGGUGAAUCUGCAAGAACGAAUCAUUCCAAGCAAUCUAAUGUCACAAUUUGUAUGGUACCCGAUACACUUCGAAAUUUGAACCCAACUGCAUAUACGCCUCGAAUCACCUCAAUCGGCCCUCUUCACAAAGAGGACCAGCAUCUUAAAGCUAUGGAGGAGCACAAAGUGACUUACAUGUAUCGAUUAUUUUGUCGAACUGUGGAAUCCACAAAGAAGGAUAUAGAGCAAAUAACUUAUAACUGUGUACAAGCAGUUCUUGGGCUUCUAACACGUGCAAGAGCUUGCUAUGCACCAAGUUUUACAAAUUAUGAAAAUUUAAAGUUCGCUGAAAUGAUGGUUAUUGAUGGUUGCUUCAUACUUGAGCUUCUCUACAGCAUCACUGUGAAACGGAUCUUGAAGUCAAUUUCGUUAACUGACCUUGUCUUCUAUUUCUUCAAGGAUAUGAAUAUCAUAAAUAAUAGCGAGCUUACCACAAUUGAGGGACCAGUAGAGCAUUGUCAUAUCCUUGGGCUUCUCCAAAGCUGCUACAGGCCUAGAGCUACCAUGCGAGGCCGAGUCCCAAAUAUCUCAUACUCUGCCACUGAAAUCGCUGGAGCUGGAGUUACAUUCAAGGCACACAAAGAUGAAGAUUCGCUACUUGCAGUGAAAUUUAAACAAUCAUCUCUUGUUCCCGGGUCGGGUUCUCUAGUUGUUCGAGAAACCUGUUUCAGAAUUCCAGUAUUGUGCAUCAAGGACUCAACUCCAUCGUUCUUGAGGAAUCUCAUUGCCUAUGAGCAAUGCUACCCAUUAAGUCGUCAUUAUGUUACCUCUUUGGCCUUUCUCAUGGACAGGCUUAUUGACACUAAAGAUGAUGUUUCGUUGCUUGUGAGGUCAAAAGUCCUUCAACACAACCUGGGAGCCAUUGAAGAUGUCACAAAUCUCUUCAACAAUAUUUGCAAUGGUGUUGUCCUUCGAGAUUUUUAUUACUCUGAGGAAUGGACAAAGCUGCAUGAAUAUUGCAAUCGUUUCUGGCCUAGCAUAUUAAUUUCACUGAGAAGACUUUUUAGAAGUACUACGUGGAAAACGUUGACAGUCAUUGCUGCUGUGAUCCUGUUCGUCCUAACAUUACUCCAAACCAUCUAUACUGUUAAGUGA
Molecule: messenger RNA, 1197 nt
Organism: Lactuca virosa
Lineage: Eukaryota; Viridiplantae; Streptophyta; Magnoliopsida; Asterales; Asteraceae
Source: the annotation of a GenBank genome assembly